Molecule: messenger RNA, 839 nt
Organism: Sabethes cyaneus
Lineage: Eukaryota; Metazoa; Arthropoda; Insecta; Diptera; Culicidae
Gene: Prpk
Product: EKC/KEOPS complex subunit TP53RK
Exons: 1
Coding region: 81-800 (239 amino acids)
Biological process (GO): protein phosphorylation
Cellular component (GO): EKC/KEOPS complex; nucleus; cytosol
Molecular function (GO): protein serine/threonine kinase activity; ATP binding
Source: RefSeq, a predicted model, not a curated record
CACAUUAUUAUUUCCAAAACUUGACACUAGGUAUUUUACUAAUUCGAAAAGUGUUUAAAUGAAAAUUAUUCUACACCUGCAUGGCUACUACAAUUGAACUGGCUUCAAAGGAAUCGGACAGCGCGGAAAUCUUGCUUCAAGGCGCCGAAGGUAAACUGUUUAUCGGCAAACACGGUGGCGUUCGGUGCUUGGUGAAAGAACGGUUCUCAAAGAAAUACCGCCACCCAGACUUGGACGUUCAGCUCACUCGGCAAAGAAUUCGAGCCGAGCAAAAGGCAUUUGAAAGAUGUAAGACGGCCGGGAUUGCUACCCCUAAGCUGCUGGCGGUGGAUCUACCCGGUCGUAAGAUUUACAUGGAAUAUCUGGAGAAUGCUAUUACUGCCAAGCGGUUUGUUGAUAGCGUUAUUUGCGAAGGGAUCGAAAACAAUCCAAAGAUUGGUCGAUUGGCAGCGGAAAUCGGGCGAGUGGUGGGCAUUCUACACGGGCGCAACAUAAUCCAUGGAGAUCUAACAACUUCGAACAUGCUGCUGGACCCUCUCGAAGGCGCCGAAGCAGAGUUUCCUUAUCGGCUUGUAAUGAUCGAUUUUGGACUGUCCUGUCAUUCGCUAAACGUUGAAGACAUGGGAGUUGAUCUAUACGUUCUAGAGCGUGCCUUAUUGAGUACCCAUAGCCAAGUGCCGAACUUAUUCGAGCUGGUGCUGAAUAGCUACAAGAAGAGUAAUACGUACAAACUAACGGAAACAAUCGCCAAAUAUGAAGCUGUUCGAGCUAGGGGUCGAAAACGAACUAUGGUAGGAUAAUAGAUUUAUUGUUUUUGCCAGUUUAUGAUUAAAUAUUUU